AUUAAAUCAACAUUGAAGUGCUGAGACGCGUAAAACGAAUUUACCUCUGCUUCUCAUUGCAUUUUGUUUGCAUCAUGGCGCUCUGGGUCGAUCGCUACCGUCCGCGUGAGCUAGCGAAGCUGGAUUACCACAAAACGCAAGCCAACCAACUGAUCAACCUGUGCUCGCAAGGUGAUUUCCCCCAUCUGAUGUUCUACGGACCAUCCGGGGCUGGGAAGAAAACGCGCAUCAUCUGCCUGCUGCGGGAGCUGUACGGACCAGGGGUGGAGCGUCUCCGCAACGAAGUGAUGAAUUUCACGACGCCAUCUAACAAAAAGAUAGAAAUCAUGACCGUCAGCAGCAACUACCACAUCGAGGUGAACCCGUCGGACGUAGGAAUCUACGAUCGAGUCGUCAUCACGGACAUGAUCAAACAGAUUGCCCAAACGCAGCAGAUCGACCCGUCGGGCCAGCGGGAGUUCAAAACGAUCGUGCUCUCGGAGGUGGAUGAGCUGACGAAGGAUGCACAGCAUGCCCUGCGUCGUACGAUGGAGAAGUACGUCGCCACGUGCCGUUUGGUAUUGUGCGUCAAUUCCACAUCGAGAAUCAUUCCAGCGGUAAAGAGCCGUUGCCUAGGGAUACGCGUCUCUGCACCAACAGAAGAAGAGAUUAUUGGCAUCAUGAACGUGAGUUAAUCACUUUUCCCCCCUUUUCCUAUCGAAACUAACUUGAGUUGUUGUUGAACGAACUAAACGAUCUGCAAAAAGGAAGGCCUCCACAUCCCGCCCGAACUGGCAACCCGGAUUGCGCAAAAGUCUGAACGUAACCUGCGCCGGGCAAUACUGACGCUCGAGGCGUGCAAGGUGCAGCAGUAUCCGUUCACCGCAAACCAGGACAUCCCGGACAUGGACUGGCAAACGUACCUCCGGGAAACGGCUAACAUGAUCGUUCAAGAGCAAAGCCCGCAGCGCAUGGAAGUCGUCCGGGAGCGUCUGUACGAGCUGCUUUCCCAGGGCAUCCCACCGGACAUUAUUUUCAAGGGGCUGGUGCAGAUUCUGGUCAAAAACUGCGACAUGAGUCUAAAGACACAGACGCUCAGCUUCGCCGGUCUGUACGAUCACCGGAUGCAGCGGGGAAGCAAGCACAUUUUCCACCUGGAAGCGUUCGUGGCCCAGUUUAUGGCGCUCUACAAGAAGUUCCUCAACCAGGUGUCGGUGAUGGACAUGGAUGACUUUUGAAUUGUAAGAAGUGUUUAACUAAAAUAUUUUUAAGAUAACUUUGUAUUUUCUUUUGGAACAAAAUGGAUGGAGAUUUUGUGUAUGAUAA
Messenger RNA from Anopheles coustani, 1305 nucleotides. It is a transcript of the gene RfC38, whose product is annotated as replication factor C subunit 3. Lineage: Eukaryota; Metazoa; Arthropoda; Insecta; Diptera; Culicidae. The record is from RefSeq and is a predicted model, not a curated record. The transcript has a single exon. Gene Ontology annotation, cellular component: nucleus; DNA replication factor C complex. Gene Ontology annotation, molecular function: DNA clamp loader activity; DNA binding. Gene Ontology annotation, biological process: DNA-templated DNA replication; DNA repair.